Messenger RNA from Candidula unifasciata, 861 nucleotides. NCBI's taxonomy places the organism in Eukaryota, Metazoa, Mollusca, Gastropoda, Stylommatophora, Geomitridae. The record is from the annotation of a GenBank genome assembly.
AUGACUCAUGCUGAGUCAAGCGAAGUGUGCUACAAAGCGUUGAUGAAGCUGAUUUCUGUAAGUGAUGAAUUAUCGGACUUUCUGGAGGCUUCAAGAAAACGGGAUCUCAGUUAUACAUCGCCUCCAACAGGAUCACAGUCUAAGGUCACAGAACAGCUGCCGAAACAGUUUCAUGCUGAACUGCUGGCCUCACCUGAAGCAGUGCAUUCACGGAAGACUUCACUCACUCAGGUACCAAAGAAGGCAUCAUCACUUUCACCUCCGGAGACAAGAGGGCCCUUAUCUUAUGCUUUACCAGCUGCUCCUAAUCCACAGCCGUUUUCACACUUUGUCAACCUGGUUCUCUGUGGCCUGCAACCAGGGCAAGGACGAACGGGUGUUAUGGCGACCGUUCUCAUAGACAAUCCAGCUGGUGCGACGCCGCUUUCCUUGGAGGCUUUGAUAUACAAUGUGCAAUGUGUUUUUGGACUACGCGGAACCAACAUCCGUCUCUAUUACGAUUCAGCUUUCGCCAAAGAAGUCGCCGCAGAUCUUGACACCCGCUGUUUAUUCCAGGCAGCCAUUUUUGUUUCCCCGUACAUACUUCCUGGAGUAGCAAAGCGUCUUUUAAAUACUUUGAGGCAACCACUGUGCCGUUACAUAAAUGUUGUCAGUAGAGACAGAACCGGAACAUUGCUGCUUGAGAAUCCCUGCGACGAUGUUCUAACUUGGUCUGAAGUCUUGGCGCAGGCAUCUGCAAUCCUUGGAAUGUCAGCGAGAGAUAUACGUUUGAGUCGAACAAGGGACAGCACUGGAUUAUUGCAUUUUGACGAUGGGUCAAAUCUUCUAUCUCUGCAUGGCUCUACAAUAUUUGUUCUCUGA